Oryza sativa Japonica Group (Japanese rice) is the source of this 1653-nucleotide messenger RNA. NCBI's taxonomy places the organism in Eukaryota, Viridiplantae, Streptophyta, Magnoliopsida, Poales, Poaceae. The record is from RefSeq and is a predicted model, not a curated record.
UGUCAUUUUACGUCUUGAUUUGGUGGAGCAUGAUAGCGUAUUACUAGUUUUCGCUAGUACUGUUAUCAGUUUAGAAGCCAUUUGUUUGGCGAUGAAGCUAUUAAUAGCUUUUAGCUUGUUGUGUGCUGUUUAUCGCGAGAUGUUGCACACGAAAAUCGUCUUGCAAAGCAUCAGGAACCUGGUUUCAAGGGGGCUGACAAGGUAGAUGUGAAGUCGAUUCGAUAUUGCAUUCUUUGUCUCCAUUUUUAGACUUGAUGUUGCCAUUUUGUAAACUGUGGUACAAAUAGAUUAGACUAGUUCGACGCUAAACUCUACUUGUGAGAUAUUUUUAUUAAACAUCCAGUAUUUACUCAAGUGAAGGCUUUGCGAUGCCUGGCACAUGCAUGAUCCUUAACUUCCAAGUCAGAUUGUAUUAUGCCAGCUCCAUUCUGAAAAUAAUUGAAUGCAGGAUAUGCAAUUUUGAUGCUAGAUGCAUCCAAGGAGCAAGCUGUCAAAAGCCUUGAGUGUUGCCAUUUCGAUCGCACAAAAGACAGACGGCAGCAUUGGUUCCUCCAAUUCCUCCUGGCCAAGAGAAAAGCUUCUUAUAAAUUGGGUUGCUCAUCAUCUCCAUGGCACAAGCACAAGUGCACAACCCAAGCUGCUUAUUAGCAAGAUCAUUUAGCCUCCAAAGCUUAAUCAAGAUUCAGGCCAUCUGACCUGAUACAAUAAUGGCAUCCUCCAUCUUGCUCCUGGUGGUGCUUGCAGUAGUGUCAGCUCCAGUGGCGCUGGUCAUGGCCGGCGACCCAGACAUCCUGACGGACUACGUCAUCCCGGCCGGCAGCAACGCCGAGAACAUCACCGGCGACUUCUUCACGUUCACCGGCUUCCGCAACCCGCUGAGCAUGAACAUGAGCAUGCCGAUGCCCAACGCCAACUUCACGGUGACCAAGGCCACCAUGGCCGAGUUCCCGGCGCUCAACGGCCAGAGCGUCUCCUACGCCGUCCUCAUGUAUCCCCCGGCCACCCUCAACCCGCCGCACACCCACCCGCGCUCUGCCGAGCUCCUGCUCCUCGUCGACGGCGCGCUCUCCGUCGGCUUCGUCGACACGACCAACAAGCUCUACACCCAGGACCUUGCCGCCGGCGACAUGUUCGUCUUCCCCAAGGGGAUGGUGCACUUCCAGUUCAACUCCGGGAACCAGCCGGCCAUGGCGCUCUCGGCGUUCGGAAGCGCCGCCGCGGGGCUCGUGUCGGUGCCGGUCACCGUGUUCGGCACAAACAUCGACGACGCCGUGCUCGCCAAGUCGUUCAAGACCGACGUGCCUACGAUCCAGAAGCUCAAGGCAGGCCUAACUCCUCCCAAGAAAGCCUAAGCCCUCCCCGUUGGUGUUAAUUAUUCUUGUUUUUCAUCCUGCUGCUGCUGCUGCUUGAAAUAAGAGACCUUCCAGGCUACCAACUACUGAAGAAGGUAAAUUAUGAUUUGUGUGGUGAAUAAUUCUGAAUUGUGGUUGUAUUGUCUUGUCUGAAGAGCUUUGAACCAUGUAUCUAUCAGUAUUAAUUAAGGCGUUGUGGGAAUAUAUAUAGACCAGUUCAGUUGUAAGUGUUGAGAGUUUCUCUGCUGUAACGGCUUUCCACAAUAAUGAUACAUCUCUUAAUACUGUGUGUUUCCACUUA